CCUACCCUUGGUCCUCUGUGAUAUACAUUAUAAUUUAUAAUAAUAUGGAAAUGGUAAAUUAAUAAAACGAGCCGAAUUGUGGUAUUUUAAAAUGUUAAUAAAUUCAAAUUUAAAAAUUGUAAGCCGAAAUAUAAUUCUCGUGCCAUAUACACCGCUACAUGUUAUAAAGUACCAUAAUUGGAUGAAGUCAAAGGAACUACAGAAUUUAACUGCAUCUGAACCAUUAUCACUAUCCGAAGAAUAUGAAAUGCAAAAAUCGUGGAAAGAAGAUGAUGAUAAAUUUUCAGAGUGCACUUUUAUCAUACUGGACAAGGAUAAAUAUUUGAAAUGCAAUGAUGAAGUUGAUUCAAUGAUUGGAGAUACUAAUAUAUUUAUAACAGAUAAAGCGUUAGCACAAGGUGAAAUUGAAAUAAUGAUAGCAGAGGAAUCAGCCAGAGGAAAAAAGUAUGGAUGGGAAGCUGUUACUACAAUGCUGUGGUUUGGAGCUAAAUAUAUCAAACUAAAAAGAUAUGAAGCAAAAAUAUCCAUGUCAAAUACAGUAUCAAUAAGGAUGUUUACAAAAUUAGGUUUCGUAGAAGUAUCAAGAAGUAAUGUUUUCCAGGAAGUGACUUUACAAAAAAAUGUUUCAGCUGACUGGGUGGAACCGUUACAAUCCCUUUAUAAAUGGGAAAUAAAAAUUAUAAAUAACUUUACUUUAUUAUAUGAUCAACAUAAACUCUAAUUAAUAUUGCUUUAGCACUGCAAGGUGUUGCAAGAGAGUUGUGUUUGUGGUGAUCAAUCAGGUGAGCAACACACUUUUGUCUUUUUACCUAUCGAAAAACAUGGAAUCUAGCUGGGACUUGGGAUAUUAUGGCUUUUAGUAAUAUAUUCUGAAUGAUCAUAAGAUCAUAGAUAAUAAUAUCUCUAAAUGGUUUUGAAAUUGCUCAAAAUAGAGCCAACUAAGUGGUUUAAGUGAGGAAACAGUAGGCCCUAUAACAAAUAGUUUUGAAUAGUAUUAUUUUUAUUUAACUUGUCAGUUUUCCAGUCUAAGGAAUUACCUAAUUACCUACUACCACUGUAUCUAUGUAUUAUUAAAAAAAAUGAUUGAACUAUGGAUAAAUAGACAUGGCAUAGGGAAUCGAAUUUCAGAAAUACAAUAAAGGCAACUUAAAGCCAAUAAAAAUAAACUUAAAAAACUUGGAUUCUAUCAGCAAACAGUAGGCAUAGAUUUAUAUAAACAGAGAUACAGUUGCUCCCAUACUAUGUAGGAAAGUGCCGUAAAUCGCAUAAGAGGAGCGACAGUGGUGAGCAGUAGGAACUAGAAGAGUUUUUAUUUAUUUUCUAGCUUCUACACUUUUUUUAACCCACGAUGGCUUUUAGUACUAGCACGAAAAAUUUUGUGUUAUGAUUUUGUAUGAACGCACUGGCUGACGUUACCUAAACUAUUAAAUAGGUAAUCUUAGAAUAUUAACGCUACAGAAGUAGCGUCGGUAACUUCAUACGAAAUAGAAAGGACAAGCUAUAUACAACUAAAGCUGAGAUAGAACGGGACAAAGCUAUUGAUCUUGCAUCUUUAUCGCAUAACCCAUGUUAACUUUGGGGCAAAUAAACAAAGAUCUGUCAUGUCAUCAAACUCGCGAAUAGUAUUUUUGAGAUUUUAUUGAAUUGAGACAUUUGGUGUGACAUACAGAUACCUUUCAACUUAUAAACGUUAAGGCCAUGGUUGGGUGUUUGUGUCUCGUUGCGAAAGCCGUAGUGUAAAAGUGAAAGUAUUGCUUUUCACCUUACGUUUUCAAUAUUGUUUGUAACAAACUCGUAUCAAAUAAAUUUUAUAUGAAAUAUUCUUUCCAAAA
Messenger RNA from Leptidea sinapis, 1832 nucleotides. It is a transcript of the gene Mnat9, whose product is annotated as alpha/beta-tubulin-N-acetyltransferase 9. Gene Ontology annotation, molecular function: N-acetyltransferase activity. The transcript has 4 exons. The coding region runs from base 92 to 721 and encodes 209 amino acids. Gene Ontology annotation, biological process: protein acetylation. NCBI's taxonomy places the organism in Eukaryota, Metazoa, Arthropoda, Insecta, Lepidoptera, Pieridae. The record is from RefSeq and is a predicted model, not a curated record.